GACAAUUAACGGAAAAAACGAAGAAAGAAAAAGGAAAAAAAAAAAAAGAGAAAAACGCGCAAACACACACGGGCAAGAUUUUCUGCCGACCUUACUCCACGUUUUUUUCUCCACUACUCUCUUUGACUUCCCUCAACACAUUUUUUUCUCUCUAACUAAUGCUCCGUUUCUGAUCCAUGGCUGACCCGAAUCGACCCGUCACCGGCUACCCCGCCGCGAACGCCAACGGCCACCCACCGCCGCCGCCGAACUCCAACACCUCUUACCCUUAUGCCGCCCCGCCACCGCCGCCGCCGAAUUACUACAACCCGCAGCAGUAUUACCCGGCUUACCAGCCCGACCCUCAAGCCGUCCGCCGUGCUAUCUUCCUCCGCCGCGUGCUCGCCAUCAUAAUCGCCGUCUUCAUCAUCAUCGGCACCAGCUUCUUCAUCACCUGGCUUGUUCUCCGCCCCCGUCUCCCCGAGAUUCGCGUCGACUCCCUCUCAGUCUCCAACUACAACCUCUCCGGUUACCAGCUCACGGCGAAUUUCCAAAUCGGCAUCACUGUCCGAAACCCUAACUCGAAAAUUAAGGUGGAUUACGACCAGGUUGAUGCGUAUGUUUACUCCAAGGAUUACAGACUUGCUGAGACUUCUCUUGCCCCUUUUAGUCAGCCAAAGAAGAAUGAAACCUCGAUUAGGGCAAGCGAAGCGGCGGUGAACACUUACGUGGAUGGCGAUCUUGUCAGUGAUAUGAAUGGGCAGAGGAGCAGGAGUGGGAGGGUGAAUUUCAAUGUGAGGUUGCUGAUGUCUUUGCGGUUGAAAGCUGGUGCUUGGUUUUCUAGGAGGAGGUAUUUGAAGGCCUUUUGUGGGGAUUUGUCGGUUGGGAUUGCAUCGAAUUCUUCAAACGGAAGCUUGAUCGGCGGACCAGGGCAAUGCAAUGUAGGAAUUUGAGGGAUUCGUGACUUGUUCCUUGAGGUGAAUAUAUGGAUAUCUGAUAGUACUAAAAUGUUUGUUUCAGGUCUUUUGGUAGGAUUAUUUCCUCGCUUUCAGUAGUUCGAUUAAUUCAAUGCAAAUUUUUUAGCACUUUAACACUGUCGAUCAGAAAUGUAAUAUGUGUAGUUGGAUACAGUGAAGUAGGAAAAUUAAGGUUCCGUGCUAUUUUAUGACGGGAUGUCCUGAUAGCCCAUUUUCUGAUGGAAUAUAACUGAUGAGUGAUGGUUGUUCACGUUUGUACAGUUUGCUUUAUUGAUGUUUACCUUUGAUCUGAAAAUGUUGUUGCUGAUUUUGGGGUUUUUUCCUAUUAACAUAGUAUUUUGUGAUACAUAUGCAACAUUAAGUGCUUGACAUCAACUGUUAGAACUCUGUUUUGUUGCUGCUAUGUAAAGACUCUCAUGGAUGUUCAACCCAAAUAGUUUCGGCCUGAUAUUUAACCAUUCUAACUUGAGUUCAUGCAAUGUGCCGAACUUUCAAACUUUCCUGAUGCUAUUAUGGGUUUAUAAUCCAAGAGAUGGCUGAAAUUAGUGACUUAGCAAGAUUAAUUUGCAGAGCUUGAAUUCUAAACUUUGGAAAUCAGUACUAAUAUAAUGCAUGUAAAGUGACAAACUGGAGUGAGUGCAUACAGGGAUAUUUCUUUGUUACUCUGUUCUGCUACUUGAUUGCCCAUCAUGGAAGAAUGAGGUAUAAAGUUUUUGCGCACCAAAUUGAUUUUGUAAGGGGAACCAGCAAAAUGCUACCCGUAGUAAGCGUAGCAUCAACUGUGUCACUUUGAUGGUGAGGUCAACUGCUUUUGAUCUGAAUUUGUUUUACUUGUAUAGCAUGUGUGCUUGCUUUCAUAUCUAAGGUGGUUUUGUUGGCUGUUCCGGCUGAAUAACAAAAACUAUGGUGGUGGUUUUGUCGUAUGUUUGAUUAUUUUAUCUGCCUUAAACUUCUCUUGUCCAUCAUAUCUCUGUUUUCGGGAAUAACAUGGUGAAGGUCCUCUGUGUCUUUGAGAAAACAGUUAUAGUUCUGAAAAUUUUAUCAUGCUGAAAAACUCUGAACCUUAGGCUUAUAUUGGUGCUUAUUUCUGUAUAAAAGUAUAUGAGAGAUGUUCAGUACUAUACAGUUUUUGUUUUACUUUUCUUUGUGAAAGAAAUUUGUUCUACGUCUCAUAGUAUCAAGCCCUUCCUAGCUAGAAUGUUCUAUUGACAAUCAUGGUGAAUCUUUGAUGAGUCUCUGCAUCCAUCUAUCGCACUUCUUUGAACUAACCAGGACUGAUACUGUUCACAUAGUGACAUGGUAACUGGAAUGGAAGUGUUAGCUAGUAGUAUUAAGUAGCUUGUGAAGUUCUCUUUUAGAGAAGUUAGUGCAAAUACAUCAUGAAAGUUCUUGUUGCGUUCUGUUGUAUUCGACAACUGCUUAUCUUAUUGCUGCUAAUGUCGUGAUGAUUUCAUGCAUAGUGAUGAAAUUUGUAUGUCCAUUUGUAUAUUAUUGGUCCCCAGGCCGGAUUUCAUAAAUAGUUAGAGCAAUACCGGACACUGGGUAAAAGAAAUUAGACAUCAGUGGGCGCUCAUGUUUGUUUGAGGACUGAGUAUUGGUAUGCC
Messenger RNA from Oldenlandia corymbosa var. corymbosa, 2560 nucleotides. The record is from the annotation of a GenBank genome assembly. Lineage: Eukaryota; Viridiplantae; Streptophyta; Magnoliopsida; Gentianales; Rubiaceae.